AUGUCGGACUCGCAAGCUCAAAUGUACGCAGAUCUCGGUCAUCCCUACGGCGCAGAUCCGAACACUGUCCCCCCAUCCGAAGCUAACCCCGGAUUACCAGGUGACGAACAAAGACCAGUCUGCGCCCAAUGUCGCAAGGGCGGUCGCGAAUGUCGGCCGAGCGAGGGAAUUGUCUUUCGCCACCAGCAAAAUGCAUCUAUGAAUGAUGGCGAACAGCAGGCACCAGAGGGUAGAGGGGAGUUGAAGGGGUUUUAUUCGUAUAAGAACACUUUCGACAAGGACAGUGUAUGGCUUGACAUUCCGAAGCACGUGGUCUUUGUGGACAACUCCGACCCCUACGCCGAAGACCUUGAGAUCGCCGAAUCCAGUGCCAUCGCCUUGGCACAGACCCGGAAUCAACGAUGGGGGAGUACAUCCAAGGCGAGCGACACGGAUUCGCAUGGCUUAGAGGCUUUAUCCGCCGUCGCCUCUCAUGAUCGGUUCGCAUACUCCCCCAUGGCCCAGUCCACCCCCGAAACCAUAUCCUUUUCAUCGCCCAAUCGGUCCCGGAGCAGCAUCAUGCCCCCUCCCGCAUCGCCGUCGAUUUCAAUAUCUGCCAGUAGCAACAAUACGAAUAUCAACUUCCUCCUCAACCCCUCACACUCAAUAUCGCCACCUCUAGAUCCAUCUUUGACGCCGGGCCAGAGGAACGCUUCACUACCGUCGCGCCCAGCCGUAUUAUCGAGGCCCACGGCGAUUGAACAGAGAGGGGACGGUCAUGCCGAGACGGACUUUGAGGCUGCAUUCUUGCUCCGGCAUUAUAGCGAGGGGCCUGGCUUAUGGAUGGACCUUUUUGACCUGAGAACCUAUUUCGCUUCCUGCGUCCCAGUGCGAGCGAGAAUUAACCCUCUGCUCAAGUAUGCAGCCUGCGCAUAUGCAGCGAAACAGUUGGGCCGGGUCAAGGGCGCCAAAGCCAAGAUGGGCGGCGUGUGUUCUCGCCAAGCAGCCAUGGAGGUCUGGCCUGACAAGGAUUGUGAUUUUGCCUGGAUGGGGGCGAAAUACUACGAGAAGGCUAUCCAGCUGUUGAUGAGAGAGCUUCAGCCAGACGCAGAAGCCCCGCCUCCACUUAGCACGCCAGAGGCUUUUGGUCAGUGGCAGGCGAAUGAACUCGCCCAAGACGUGGCCAAUCCGCGCAAAAGACGGCGACGAGUUUCCAACAACAGACUGUCGCGAGGCGUACAUUCGGAUGAGAUCUUGGCGGCAACUGCUAUCUUAUCUGUCUAUGAAUUUCUCGAUGCGACGGGUCCAGCCUGGAACCGCCAUCUAAGCGGUGUCAAGACUUUGCUGGACGUGGCCGAGGUUGGAAUCAUGCCCUUGGAGCAUCUCUCUCCCGAAGGGGAGAACCCUUAUCAGUACCGCAAGUCUCGCUUGUCCAGAGCUCGCAAAGCGGCUUUUUGGAAUUUUGCCAGGCAAGAUUAUCUUGCAGCAUUCAUCAAUGAGUGUCAAACGAGGCUCAACACAGACGACAUUCUGAUGUGGACCGAGGCCGGGCUGCUGCUCGACUCAAUGGGCUUCGUGCUACCCAGCAACACAAGCGAAGCUGGAUAUCCGGAGGGGAGCGAUGUGAUGAAAGAGGACCAGAUUUGCAAUGCUCUCGUCUGGAUCAUGUCGAAAAUCGUCAACCACAUUGGUUCGAAUGAGAAUGACAAACGGCCCGUGGAUACCGGUUCCAUCGGUCUCACCCAGCAGGCCACAUUUGAGCGAUGGUACCGACUCGAAGCUGAGCUUGAUGCUUGGUACAGUGGCCUGCCAGAUACAUUCAAGCCGUGCGCGAGGAUCGAGCCCUCGCGUGUCACACAACUUGGGUCCUCUGGUGAAUUCAAGGACCUUGCCACACUUCAGGAGAUCUGGCACACCAUUCCAAUGUGUGCGUCGGGUAUGCAGCACUAUCAUAUGGCUCGUAUCCUCAUGUUGAUCAACAAGCCUCACGAGUCGACUGGACGGCAGAAUACCAUUACGUUGCGACUGCAGUCCUAUCGAUCGAUUGAGGCAGAGAUUGGAUAUCACAGUCGCGAAAUCCUAGGCAUCGGUCUAGCGCGGCCGGAUGGUGCUGUGCGAAUCAACUCAUUGCAGCCCUUGUUUGUGGCGGGUCAGUGUCUCACGGAUUCCCGGGAGCGACGCACAGCGAUUCGCUUGCUCCGCGCCAUCGAGGCCGACCUGGGCUGGGCGACAGAGUACCGCGUACAGCAGCUGCUCAAAGAAUGGGGGUGGGAAGAGAGUUCCUUGCAUUCGGCGGCGGGCACGUGA
Molecule: messenger RNA, 2286 nt
Organism: Penicillium oxalicum
Lineage: Eukaryota; Fungi; Ascomycota; Eurotiomycetes; Eurotiales; Aspergillaceae
Exons: 4
Coding region: 1-2286 (761 amino acids)
Biological process (GO): positive regulation of transcription by RNA polymerase II
Cellular component (GO): nucleus
Molecular function (GO): DNA-binding transcription factor activity; transcription cis-regulatory region binding
Source: RefSeq, a predicted model, not a curated record